AUGCAACGACUGCUCCCCCGGCGAGCUCUAGCCGGUAGCCUACAAUGCAUCGCUGCGACUAGUACACGCAGGCACUGGGCGGCGCAGGCUGCAAGAUCCUUCUCUUUGACAGCACCGAAAUGGGAUAUUGAGGAGAAGGAAAGGAGGUGGUCUACUCCUUUAGCAAGGCAGCUGGCCGAGGCCAUUGCAGCUACCGGCCCUGUACCACUUGCAAGUUACAUGCGCAUGUGUCUGACGGGCGAUAUCAACGGAUACUAUACCGGUUUAGCCGAGGAAAAUAGAGAUCAGUUUGGGCUAAAGGGAGACUUUGUUACCUCUCCUGAGAUCUCCCAAAUAUUUGGCGAGUUGGUCGGUAUUUGGUUUGUCGCGGAAUGGCUAAGCCAAGGAAAGCCAAGGAGGGGCGUCGAGCUCAUUGAAGUCGGCCCAGGGCGUGGCACUUUGAUGGAUGAUAUCCUUCGGACGAUCCAGAACUUCAAGGACUUGGCCUUAAGUAUCGACGCUAUUUAUAUGGUGGAGGCUAGUCCACAGCUGCGGGAGGCCCAGAGGAACCUACUAUGUGGCCCUGAUGCCCCUUUGACCGAGUCUAAGGUUGGUUAUCACAGCGUUUGCAAGUAUACCAAUUUGCCUAUUGUCUGGACUGAAACCAUACAAUCUAUCCCAAGAGACCCUGAAAAGAUGCCUUUCAUUGUGGCACAUGAGUUCUUUGAUGCUCUCCCUAUCCAUGCUUUCCAGGCCGUGACAACCCAGCCUCCUACUCCCGAAUCUGCAACAGCUGAUGCCUCGCCGGCCGCUUCCGCACAGGAACCUGGGAAGCCUAAAGUCGAGUGGCGGGAGAUGCUGGUAUCACCGACACCGCCAGACGCCACCCAUGCGACUAUGAAUAUCCCCAAGUCAGAACAGGGAGACCCCAUCCCUGACUUCCAGAUGACCCUAUCCUCAGGCCCAACACGUCACUCAAAGUUCCUUCCAGAGACUUCUUCUCGCUAUAGCCGCCUCAAAUAUGUCCCCGAUGCCGUGGCGGAAAUAUGCCCCGACGCUUCGCUCUAUGCGGCCGACUUCGCGAGUCGCAUUGGGGGAUCAAAACAACACCCCAAAGCUCGCCCUUCCGGUGCUGCACUCAUUCUCGACUACGGCACGACUGACACUGUCCCUACUAACUCGCUACGCGGCAUUCGACGCCACCGUCGUGUCAGCCCUUUCUCCGAGCCUGGUCUCGUCGAUCUCAGCGUCGAUGUGGAUUUCACAGGCAUCGCUGAAGCUGCGACACGCUCAAGCGAAGGAGUUGAAGUUCAUGGCCCUGUUGAUCAAGGUGCCUUCUUAUGGCAAAUGGGUAUCAAGGAACGAGCCGAGGUGCUCAUCAAGCAAGCUAAGGCAAAGGCGGCCGCCGACAAAGCCCAUGAUAUUGAGAGGGCUUGGAGACGCCUCGUUGACCGAGGCCCUAAUGGAAUGGGAAAGGUUUACAAGGCCAUGGCGAUUUUGCCUGAGAACCAAGGCAGGAGACGGCCAGUUGGCUUUGGCGGCGAUUUGUAA
Molecule: messenger RNA, 1530 nt
Organism: Colletotrichum truncatum
Lineage: Eukaryota; Fungi; Ascomycota; Sordariomycetes; Glomerellales; Glomerellaceae
Product: DUF185 domain-containing protein
Biological process (GO): mitochondrial respiratory chain complex I assembly
Cellular component (GO): mitochondrion
Molecular function (GO): protein-arginine omega-N symmetric methyltransferase activity
Source: RefSeq, a predicted model, not a curated record